AUGGACGGUUACGCGGUCGUCGCGGUGGACGGAGUGGGCACAUUCCCUGUAGUGGAGCGCAUUGCAGCGGGGGACAUGCCGUCAAAAGCAUUGAAACCCGGUCAGGUGUCGUACAUCACAACGGGAUCUCCCGUUCCGGACGGGGCCGACGCGGUAGUGAAGAUCGAGGACACGAGCAGUGUCGAGGGCAGUGUGAGACAUGAGCGAGAAGUAGCAGUCAACAUCCUGAAGGCGGUGAACGCAGGGCAGAAUAUCCGUCCCAUCGGAUCCGACAUCAGUCCAGGGGAAGUGCUGGUGGACGCACACGAAGUGGUGUCGGCUGCUGAGAUUGGGCUCUUGGCGACGGCGGGUAUCACAGAGGUGGUGGCGCAUCGCAAACCCGUGGCUGGUGUUCUCUCGACAGGUAGUGAACUCGUUGAGGCUUUCGAGGGGACGACUACGCCCGGGAAGAUUCGAGACAGCAACCGUCCAAUGCUGUUAGCGUUGCUUAGUGGAUGGGGGGCGAAGACUCUUAAUCUGGGCGUGUGUAGUGAUAAGAAACAAGCGUUGAAGGAUACGAUACUGAAGGCACUCGAGGAGGUUGACGUGCUGAUCACAAGUGGUGGCGUUAGUAUGGGGGAACAUGAUCUCAUCAAGCCUCUGCUGGAAGAAAUGGGUACCGUUCAUUUCGGGAGACUGCUCAUGAAGCCCGGGAAGCCAACUACAUUUGCUACACUGGACAUUCACGGCAAGAAGAAACUGGUAUUUGCUCUUCCGGGAAAUCCCGUGAGUUCUUUUACGACGUGCCAUCUGCUGGUUCACCCGGCGUUGAAACGACUUCGUGGACUUCCAGGUCCAAGAUGCCAUCAGACAAAGGUCUACGCUUCACUCACGCACCCAAUCAAGUUGGAUGUAGAACGGCCUGAAUUCCAUCGCGCUAACGUGGUAUGGGACGCCAAGCAGCACAAAUUCCUAGCCACCAGUACUGGUCGGCAAAUCAGCUCCCGCUUGCUCAGCUGUCGAAACGCGAACGCUCUGCUUCGCUUACCAACGGGGACUGAAGUGCGGGAUGGCGACGCUAUUUUUCGCGCUGGACUGCUAACGAUUAGCGACCGUGUAUCUGCCGGCACCUCAACGGACAUGAGUGGGCCAGCGAUGGUUGAUGUGCUUCAACGAGUUGACAAGGUGCAAAUGGAUGUGGUGGCCAUCAAGGUUGUGCCUGAUGAGGAGGACCAGAUUCAAGCGGUGGUGAAGGAUUGGGCAGAUUCGGACGCCGUGGAUCUAAUUCUCACGUCAGGCGGUACAGGAUUUAGUCCCCGCGACGUCACCCCGGAGGCAAUCAAGGCUGUGUUGGACAAGGAGAUCCCCGGGUUCCCCAUCGCGAUGCUCGAAAGCUCACUCAAGAUCACGGCCAAGGCUGUGCUGUCGCGGCCUGUGGCGGGAAUUCGAAAGAACACGCUCAUCGUAACUCUACCGGGGAAACCGAAAGCAGUCGUAGAAAACUUUUCUGCGAUCGCUGAAGUCUUACCACAUGCGCUGCACCUUGUCCGCGACGUACCACACGAGCACCAUCGUUCAAACCCGAGCUCUCUCUACACGUGA
Molecule: messenger RNA, 1581 nt
Organism: Phytophthora infestans T30-4
Lineage: Eukaryota; Oomycota; Peronosporomycetes; Peronosporales; Peronosporaceae
Product: gephyrin-like protein
Exons: 6
Coding region: 1-1581 (526 amino acids)
Biological process (GO): molybdenum incorporation into molybdenum-molybdopterin complex; Mo-molybdopterin cofactor biosynthetic process
Cellular component (GO): cytoplasm; cytosol
Molecular function (GO): molybdopterin molybdotransferase activity
Source: RefSeq, a predicted model, not a curated record